CUCUCUCUCUCUCUCUCUCUUGUGGUGUCUGCGUCAUCUCUGCUGAUAGGGACCCAGGGACCCGCAGGAAGGACACUGCGUCGGCGUGCGCGCAGGAGAAGCCCCUGUUGCUCUCCCGGCCAGCCGGAUGUCUUCCUCUCUUUGUUCUGGGAGGAUGUUCCCGUGAGGUCUUUUUCUGCCUGGCGGCUGUCCUCCGGUCGUGGUGUCGCAUUGUCUCUUUCGGUGCUCCGACCUGCGAUCGGUCAGUCCAAUUCCCAGCUAUGGGUUGGCUGGUCCACGGCCUCGGAGCUUUCCACACCGAGGGUGGGGGACGGGGCAUAGUCAGAUUGACCGUCCCCCAUUUGCGGACACCCGGGAUGGCAUCUGCACUUUGUGUAAGGCCCACCCCAUGAAACCGGCACCAUGUGGGCCUUCUCUACAACGCCGUCGCAUCUCUGCGGGCCCUUUUGCCGGAAGACGGGGAAAUGUUGCCGUGACGUGUUGCCGUGCGAGUGGUUGGUAUUUCCACUUUCCUCCUCCCCCCUCCACGCGGGGCAUUGGUUUCCUCGGAUGGUAAGCCGGGGAGGCCAAGUCCCGCGUCGCGCCGACUGCCGGGGCAGGUCGGCACUUCGGAGCCCUGGUCCCCCUGGCCGCGGGCAUUUCUCCAGGCAGACACGGUCAAAUCUCUCCUCCUGGGCAUGGCGCGUUGGUUGUCUCGGUGUGUGCGAGGGGGAAGGGGGGGAGGCAUGCUCGAGGCCACUUUCCGUUUUUCCAUCGAGGCCAGGAGCCGGACUCGCGUCGAUGUUCGGCUGGACUUGUGUGGUCUGAUGGCGGGCCCCGGCUACGGUUUUCUGUACUCUUUGCCCGGCUGGUGGUUCCCUCUACGAACUGCUCUUCCUCUGUCUGUGCGGGGUGGCAUUUUUUUUUCUAGCAGGGCGUCACCCCUGCCGACUGUCUUUGGGUGUUAGCGGGGGCUUUUUGGGGCCUUUCCUUCAGCCCGCCGCCCCCAGCCAUUUGUAUUUUCCCAAUACAUGCCCUGUCCCUCC
Messenger RNA from Fonticula alba, 1025 nucleotides. RefSeq lists its product as hypothetical. NCBI's taxonomy places the organism in Eukaryota, Rotosphaerida, Fonticulaceae. The transcript has a single exon. The record is from RefSeq and is a predicted model, not a curated record. The coding region runs from base 403 to 807 and encodes 134 amino acids.